GCAGAAAGAUGCACACAGUCUCCCUGAGGGGGAAUGGUCCACCACCGUUGCAGAAAUCUGAAUCCACAUGAAAACAAUGGCAACAAGAAAAAGGUGUAAACUUUCCAGAACAAGCCCAGAGUUUGAAAAUGUGAUAAAGAGGUUAUUGUGUGUCCGAACUUUUCACACAAGAAUUGGAGGAGAUUUAACACCAGGAAUAAUAAACAGAGGAAGACCAGCUAAUGCAGAGCAGAUGGGCCUGCAGGGCAAUGCUAAGCAUUUCAACAUCUUUCCCCUUGGACCUUUGGACUCAAGAUGACUGAUGCUGGUUUCUUUAGUUGAAAAUAAAGUUAAUGCAGUUGGGGAAACCAUAAAUAUAGCUGGCUUGGUUUCUAGGAUGGCUGGUGGACUAAAGUUGUUAAGAACCUACAAUGUGGCAGGCCUUCGAAAUUCACUACUCAAAUCCUGA
This is a messenger RNA of Zalophus californianus (California sea lion), 448 nucleotides long. It is a transcript of the gene APRG1, whose product is annotated as chromosome 1 C3orf35 homolog. The record is from RefSeq and is a predicted model, not a curated record. NCBI's taxonomy places the organism in Eukaryota, Metazoa, Chordata, Mammalia, Carnivora, Otariidae.